GCAGGUGUUAAUCUCCGUGAACAAUGCACUUAUGCACAUGUAUGCCUGUUGUGGUGAAAUCAAGGAUGCUUAUAAGAUAUUCAUGGAAAUGCCCGAGAGAACCAUAAUUUCUUGGAAUACAAUGAUAACUGGUUUCGCCAAACAGGGCUAUGCAGGAGAGGCUCUCACCAUAUUCCGGGAGAUGGAAACUUUAAAAGCUAAGCCGGACGAAAUCACAAUCUUGGGCAUAUUAUCUGCGUGUAGUCAUGCCGGUUAUGUCAAUAAAGGCCGGUUUUACUUUAAAAGAAUGAGAGAGUGUUAUGGAGUGGAGCCAAGAGUACAACAUUAUGGUUGCAUGGUUGAUCUCCUUAGUCGCGCUGGACUCUCACAUGAAGCAGAGAGACUUGUCAAGUGUAUGCCUAUGGUGCCAAACAAUGCCGUGUGGGGUGCUCUUCUAAGUGGCUGCAUUAUUCACAAGAACUUAAGCAUUGCUUCAGUCGUUGCACAGAAAUUUACAGUCGAGGUCGAACAACCCGAAAGAUCAGCAGGCUAUUUCAUGCUCUUGGCAAAUGUGUAUGCCACUCACAAGAGGUGGACCGCGAUGGAUAGCGUGAGACGGAAAAUGUUUGAGAUCGGAGUGAGGAAACAUCCAGGCCAAAGUUGGAUCCGAGUUGGUGGGGUCGACCAUGAUUUUUUUGCUGGUAACCGAAAUCACAAAGAGACUUAUCUGGUCUAUGAGAUGGUUGAUGAAAUCACUGGGCAGGCUAAGGAUGUUUUUACUUGGACUGUCAUUUGCUGGUCUGGUCUGGCCUGGUCUAGUCUGGUCUGGUCUGUUUGAAACUGACUAAGUAAUGCCCGGUAUGCUGGAAGUGUAUAAGAAGACUCAUACCAGACGUGAUGAAUCUCAGGUGAACCAGAAGUGAGUUUUAUCAGUGUGUUUUAACUUUUAUCAGGUUAAAUGUGUAACAUUCCAUUACAAUUGAACUUGAUAAAUAUUGAAUUGUUAGCACUUAGCAAUGUGGUUUAAUUUACUAAAUCAUAUUGAGUUUAGGAAAUGUGCUUUGUGAAUGUUGGUUAAAGAAUCUAAAUUUGUACUCCCCGUGCCUGGUUAAGCUUCUUCAUCUUCACAAAAAUGUAGGGUUGUUUACUUGUAGGCUAAAGAAAUGUUGGUUAAAGAAUCUAAAUCUGUAAAAGCUAGUAUGUCUACUUACUCAAAGAAAUGUGUAAUAUAAUCCUGAUUAUUUUUGUUCUAUUGGGUUUUGACAUAUUAUUUAUUAAACUUUGUUUGUAUGCUAGGUGCAGGUGCAAUUUCAAGGUACACUAGCUAGCUGCCUUGUGUUUAAUGAUCAGAUUGGUUGUCUAAGUUACACUAGAUGUGUAGUGUUUAUCAGAUUGGUUGUUAAAAUUACACUAGUUGCAUAUAGUAGUUGUUGAUAUGUUCUUUAUUUGUUUAAAUAUACUAGUGACACGUGCACAUUGUUUACCAGAUUGCUUGUUUUUAUACUAGAGUUAUGAACACCUUAAGACUUAUGGGCAGUGAUUUUCCUAAGUUGAUUGCCUAUGAUUGUCUGUAAUUUAAUUUUAAUAUUGCAGAUUAGCAAGGAGCAUAGCAAAGAAACAAGUGAUGAUGAAAAUGAUGAUGAGGAGCAUGAUGAUUAUGAUGAUGAUGACCAUGAUGAUUAUUAUGAUGAUGAAUAUUCUCUCUGAACUAAUGUGUUGUCUUCAAACAUUUAGAUCUAGUUAGUUUUGUUUUAUACAGAUUUCAGGUAUUUUG
Cuscuta epithymum is the source of this 1753-nucleotide messenger RNA. The record is from the annotation of a GenBank genome assembly. Lineage: Eukaryota; Viridiplantae; Streptophyta; Magnoliopsida; Solanales; Convolvulaceae.